AGCAGAACGUGAAGAACUGCGAUUUUUGUGCUGUUGUUUUCUUCUUUAUUUCAGUGUAGUGUGAGUAAAAGAGAUGGAUCAAGUGCGAGCUUACAGACAUGGUGUCCGGCUGGGGAACUGGAGAGAGGACGCGACUCUAGAGGAGGAAGCUCUGAGAGAGUUUCUCCAGAGGAAGGACAGAGGAGAGCUCACUGUACAAAAGACAGGUGUCCUGAGACAAACCCUGCUCCAACAUGUGAGUUUUUCCGUGUCUCCAGACGGAUUCUUGCGUUUCGGAGACACGAUCAUGCUGUUUAACACCAGAAGCAUGGAUCGUGGCCCCUGUGACCCCUGUGUCCUCAGCAUCAUCGCUGACCUCAGCAAUAUCGCACAUGUGAAGACAAACUCCAAGCCGUUCCUACAGGGCCCCUGUCAGGUGGGCGGUGCCAGCAGCAUCCAGCCGUGUGUAAGGAACACGUUUAUAAUCACCAGUGUGGACGAGUCUGAAGAUGGAGACCUUCUCAGAUACGAGCAAAACUUUGCCCUCAGGACGACUCCAGACUUCGGGGAAGAGCUUUACCUGUCCAGUGACAACAGAACCUUCCAGAAAUUUGCUAAGAAAUCUAAGCUACAGGAAGUGAGCUUAGUGAAGCAAAAGGACUUCCUGUGCUGUUGGAGGCUGCUUUAUUUUGAUCCAGAGGAACGACUUGAAAAUGAAGGCUUCCCUGUGCAGGUGAACACUAAGUUGUUGCUGUCUCACUGUAAAACUAACCAGUGUCUCGCUGCUCUACCUGAACACACACUCUGGACCAUGUUUGGGAAAGAGUCUGAGAUCACGGCUCACACCUUCCUGGAUUCCCAUAAAGCUGAGAAGGAGUGUAAUCACUGGAUGUUCAUGACGUCUGAUCUGAGAAAAGAGGAACCGGGCAGGAACCCAGCAGAAAGCACCAACAGACCUGAUUCUCAGACAAGGACCAGUCAGGAACACUAACACCCACACACACAUAUAUACUAACACACACACACACACACUCAAAGACGAGUGGAACAGCUGUCCGGAAGUGAAAUAAUGAUUUAUUUUUCAGCUGUUACUCAGAGAUUUAGAUAAAGAACUCGUAGCAUCUUCACUUCCAGUUUCUUCACUACACCAGCAGAUAUUCUGUGGAAUGUUUUUGCUUCUCUGCCGAAAUAUCAUUCAAUUAAAUUAAAUAACGGAUUCAACUGAAG
Molecule: messenger RNA, 1206 nt
Organism: Tachysurus vachellii
Lineage: Eukaryota; Metazoa; Chordata; Actinopteri; Siluriformes; Bagridae
Gene: cfap161
Product: cilia and flagella associated protein 161
Exons: 7
Coding region: 74-970 (298 amino acids)
Biological process (GO): cilium assembly
Cellular component (GO): motile cilium
Source: RefSeq, a predicted model, not a curated record